GGGGGCGGGGGUUUUGGCUGAGGGGUAUAAACAACAUUUGUGUAGUUCUCCGUACGUACAGUGAAUCAGUGAUAGGACUGUUAAUUGGCCCUUGUCAUCCGCCCCCGUAUUCUUCUUCUUUCUGUGUUAAUUGGCGAAUAGUCUCCAACAUAGAAUGCGGUCAUCAUCAGAAGAUGGACAAUCGCGGUAGUAGCACAACCAGUACCAAGACGAAGGAUAACAUUAACACCACGGUUCAAAUCUCAGCUCCAACCUCAAAGUCAUCUUCUGCUAUUCCGACCUCAUCUCCCAUUCCCAUAGCCCCAGCCCCAGCCCCAGCCCCUCCCAGCAGCUGCAACAGUAAGUAUUCCAUGGAAGAAGUCUGGAAAGAUAUCUGUCCCUCUGCUCUCCUCCACCAGCCCACCAGUACCUCUUCCUCCGCUGCUGCCCUCGAGGGUAUUGUUUUCCAGGAGUUCUUGUCCCGACCUUCAAGGGCCCAGUAUGACUCGACUAGUCGCCAUCAUCAUCAUCAUCAUCCUGGCCGCCAUUCUUCUUUAGAAAGCAUCGACAGAGGCUCCUUUGGUUCCCACUCCCAGGGACAGCCAGCUCCGGCCGCGACUGCAUCAAUCACUCUGAGCUUGAACGCAACGAGGCCACCACCCUCUUCUUCAUUUUCUCUUCCUCUGGACCAUGAUCUUGAUGCCGAUGCCAAUUUGAACCCUCCCACCGUCGAGUUUUCUAUCUUGCCUGAGAAAAGGGCGUCUCAAGAUGAAGACACUUGUCACCGGAACAAGCGUAUGAUCAAGAAUAGAGAGUCGGCUGCCAGGUCCAGGGCUAGAAAACAGCAGGCUUACACCAGCGAGUUGGAGAUUAAGGUUGCACGUUUAAUGGAGGAAAAUGCUAAGCUUAGAAGGCAACAACAAGAGAAGCACUGUCUGCAGCAGGCUCCUGCCCCGUUUCCAAAAAAGCAAAUGCUGUGCCGAACCUUAACAGCCCCAUUUUAAGCAGUCUCCAUGUCGCGCAAUUUUACGUUUCUGUCCCUGUUUGAUGAUGGAUGUGAGUGACCUCUGCUUUGCUGUCUUCUGUUCAGUUGACUUAUCUCUCUGUAUUAGCUAGCGUGUAAUAUAAAAAGGGAGAAAAAGAUUUGCUGCAA
Coffea eugenioides is the source of this 1132-nucleotide messenger RNA. Its product is annotated as protein FD-like. Lineage: Eukaryota; Viridiplantae; Streptophyta; Magnoliopsida; Gentianales; Rubiaceae. The transcript has 4 exons. Gene Ontology annotation, cellular component: nucleus. Gene Ontology annotation, molecular function: DNA-binding transcription factor activity. Bases 174 to 983 code for a protein of 269 amino acids. Gene Ontology annotation, biological process: positive regulation of DNA-templated transcription. The record is from RefSeq and is a predicted model, not a curated record.